AUGGGUGACCCGGGGCCUGAGGUCGUGGACCCGGUCUCUCCCUCCAGACUCGAGGCUCCCACGUCUGCGGCGGAGGAGAACGAAGACGACAUCCAUUUUGUCAGUAAAGAACCCUUAAGACCUGGUCUUGAAUACACACAUCUGGUCAGCAGUGACGAUGAAAAGCCUAGCACCUCUCAUGGUGAUAAAAUGUCUAAAUCUAAGGUGCCAUCCUCUGGGAAACAUCACUCUAGCUGCAGUGUUCCUCUUCCCAUUGGAGACAGCAGCUCCUCCUCUGAGAGUUGUGCCAGCAGCUCACAAAGGAUAGUUUCUCGACUUUCUUCUGUUGAGAAUCCAUUGGAAAGCCAGAAAAAUGCUCAAAAUAAUUCUGAUAAUAAGAUCUCUGAGACAGAGACACAAACUAUCACAAAAUUAUCAGACUUUGCCUUCAUCUCUACUUCUGCUCCCCAGGAAUCUUUGGACUCUUCUGAGAUCAAAGAGGAUUUACCCAUAGAGUCUUCUGCUUCACAGCAUGGACAGGAUGCCAUCCUCUAUCUCCAGACACAAGUGGCUGAGAUGUCCCAAGUAAUAUGUGAUCUGCAGUCCAAGAGCUGUUUUAGGCUUCAUCGUUCUAUCAAUGAGAGUUCUGCAGUUCCUUGGGACCUCUCCACAGCUAAGGAAGAAAAUUUAUCAAUAGGUGAAGAAGGUGAUUGCAAAUCCCCAACAGCUGAUGACAAAGGGCAGCCAACUAACCCCACCCAGUCUAGUUUCACAGGCCUUUUGAAGGGAAUGGAACAGAGAGGUGUUAUAAAGAUAACAUUACAAUCUGAAACAGAAUCAUGUGAAGGGAAACCUAACUGGGUAACCUCUAAAAAACUUUUGGUUCCUCCAUUGCAUCCUUUUUUGAGAAAUGUCACCAUUGAAGUUUUUAAGGACCCUGUUGAUUGUCACCCUUCUUCCUUCAUGGGACACAAGGUAUAUCCUGUGUCCAAGGAUACCUCUCCUUUCCAACCAAAUCCACCAGCUGAAGAUCCCAUUGUAGAAGCAUUAGAGCACAGCAAAAGACGAAGCACAACAUCUCCUCUAGAUUCUACCUCAAAAGAAAUGGAGGUCAUGGAUUGUGGAUUUUACCAUACAGCUUGAGCUGCUAGCUAUAUGGCUUAUAUGACUCAGUGUCAGCGUAAGCUCUGGGAAGACAUGGAGGAUUUAGUUCAUAACCCACGGUUUGAUGGUAGAAAAGCAAGGUGUAUAAUAUCUAAAGGUAUGGAUGCAGGCCUUUGGCAACCUUGUACUACUAGACACAUAAGAGACUCUGUAGUCAGAGUUAUGGCCAUAGCAAGAGACUAUAGAAGGCAGGCCUGGCUCCAAUUUACAUCUCUCAGUAAGAAAACCCAGAAGAUCUUACACUUGCCCUUUGGUAGUUCUUCUCUUUUUGGACAAGGUGUAAAUGCUGUUGAUGUAGAAGAAAACAGUAUUAAAGAAAAUGAAUAUAAGGAUCACAAUAAAUACUAUAACCAACAUCGAUUCUUUAAUAGUCAUGAUCAGAAAGCAUAUUAUCACAAUAGAGCAUAUUCCAGGGGGGAUUGGUACAAAUUCCGAAGCCACCCCUAUAGGUAGAAAAAGGGAGAAUCUCAAGAACGACACGAAUACAAGAAUUAA
This is a messenger RNA of Fukomys damarensis (Damara mole-rat), 1638 nucleotides long. RefSeq lists its product as uncharacterized. Lineage: Eukaryota; Metazoa; Chordata; Mammalia; Rodentia; Bathyergidae. The record is from RefSeq and is a predicted model, not a curated record.